UGGGUGAGGUUAUAUUUCUUUGAGUUGGCGGCUUCUUUUGGAAGGGAAGCAAAAUAUUUUAAUAUUUCUGACAGACUUCUCUUUUGGUGGUUUUUAAUUGUUCACAAAAAAUGAAUAACAACGAUGGUCUCUUGUGCUGUGCUGUUAAUAUAGAAUGGACAAAUAAACAGGGUGUUGUUCAAAGAAAAGUGGCGCAUAAAAAAGCCAACUUGCAUUUAAUCAGAGACGAACGAAGGGAAAUUUUCGUGGAAAUCUCUACCGCGAAGACAUCUCCAGUAAAAUUACUUUUAAAAGGUAUUUCCGUUCAUAAAAAGUUCAUGAAUGAAGGAAAAGCGUCUAUCAAAUUCCAACCUCUGAAUUGCACGUUAUAUCUCUCUAAUGCACCCCCUGGGCAAUUAUUAACAUUCCUAAGAACUGUAUUUGUUAAAAUGACUGGCGAGAAAAGCAAUGCAAAUCCUAACACCUCCCUAAGAACCCAGUUGUUGUCUGGUAAACCCAAACAAUAUGAAGAGAUAUCGCCCGUUACUAAUGCAGAUAUAGACAAAGCAAGAGCUAAAGUAAGUAAGGGAACUGACACCACGCCCAGCCCUCUAGCUGGGAAAAAGAGAAAAUUGGAAAGAGAUGAUACAGUCCGACCUCCUGCAGCUAAAAAGUUAUACACUGCCUCUCCUAUACCAAACGAGCCUUUAGAUUUGGAACAGCAAGAGGUUCUCGACGCCUGCCUGGCAGGACAUAACUUAUUUUUCACUGGUAGUGCAGGCACCGGAAAGAGUUAUCUCUUGAGAAGGAUUAUCGGUGCUCUGCCACCCGAUGUUACCACCGCAACUGCUUCUACAGGUGUAGCCGCUUGUCACAUUGGAGGUGUUACCCUCCAUCAAUUUGCCGGCAUCGGCAGCGGAGAAGCAACACUAGAAAGAAGCGUUGAACUGGCGUCAAAGCAUCCCACUGCCAGCAUCUGGCGCAAAUGCAAGCACCUCGUCAUCGACGAGAUAUCCAUGGUGGACGGAGAGUAUUUCGAGAAGAUCGAACAGGUGGCGAGGAGGGUGAGGCGAAACGAGAAGCCUUUCGGGGGAAUCCAGCUGAUUCUGUGCGGAGAUUUCUUCCAGUUACCUCCGAUAAGCAGGCCUAAGCUGGGCGAAACCAAAGCGCCACCUCCGAGGUUUUGUUUCAAGACCAAAGCUUGGGAAGACUGUAAACUGAUCACUUUUGAAUUGAAACGGGUCCAUAGACAGGACGACGACCGCUUCAUAUCGAUUUUGAACAAAAUCAGAAUAGGUCAGGCGGACAAAGAAGUAACGAACGCUUUGACGGCUACGGCGAAGCAGAAAAUCGAACAAGGCGACAUCCUGGCCACCAGACUCUGCUCCCACACAAAAGACGCCGAUAUCAUCAACGAAACUAAACUGAAGGCCCUGCCCGGAGAACCUCAAAUUUUCGAAGCUCAAGACUCCGUUCCGGGCACGACGAAACAACUGGACAACCAAACGCCUGUUCCCAACAAACUCGUACUGAAAAUCGGAGCUCAGGUUAUGCUCCUCAAGAACAUUAGCGUGGUUUCGGGCCUGGUGAACGGCGCGAGGGGUGUCGUGAAGACAUUCCGAGACGGUCUGCCGGUCGUCCAGUUCAGGAAUAAGGAAUACAUCGCGAGACACGAACGGUGGGUGAUAAAAACGGCGAGCGGCGGGUCCUUGGCGAGGAAGCAGGUCCCCCUUAAGUUGGCGUGGGCUUUCUCCAUCCACAAGUCGCAGGGUUUGACUUUAGAUUGUGUGGAAAUGUCGUUGGCAAGGGUUUUCGAGGCGGGACAGGCCUACGUGGCACUGAGCAGGGCGCAGAGUUUGGAGACGCUGCGCGUGUUGGAUUUUAACUCGGCUCAGGUUUGGGCCAAUCCCGAUGUUCUUCAGUUUUACAGACAUCUGGACCGAACUAGGAUCGUACCGUUAGGGCCGGUUAAUAAGUUGAACACCGUUAAGAAGGUGGGGAAAAAACGGGUGCCUUUGGGAAAGUCGAAGUUAUUGGAGAAGCCUUUGGUUAAUAUAUGUUGACGUUGGUUUUAGGAGUAUUUAGAUUUUAAUUCUAGUUCGGUUACGUCCAAUACGAGUAAGUUUUAGAAUAAAAAACGUAGGAUGGGUAGGUCUAUAUUAUGUGCAAAUCGUGAGCGUCAGAAAAUUUUUUUACUGAAGAGAAAAAUAUUUUUAUAUAUAUCAUAUCGAGAAAAUAAAAACGUGUUUAUGAUGUAUUUAACAAUUAAAGGUCCAGGGUACAGGAUGUGAGAAAAGUUCCAUUAAGGCAAAACCAGUGACGGUUCGCAAAAAUUAACCUAACCAAUUUGUGUUUUAGGAGAUCAUUUCUAAGCUCACGUAGAUAACUUUCGCGAAGAACAAAUUUCGAAUGAAAUUUCCGAAAAAACAUUCAAAAAGGGUGGCCGAUCCUGAGAUCUCGAAAAAUGUUGCACAUAUAUUUGCGGAAUGUAACGAGCGUUCAAAUAAAAACGUGGUCAAGUUGGUUCUGAAAAUUUGGACGUAGG
Molecule: messenger RNA, 2524 nt
Organism: Anoplophora glabripennis (Asian longhorned beetle)
Lineage: Eukaryota; Metazoa; Arthropoda; Insecta; Coleoptera; Cerambycidae
Gene: Pif1
Product: ATP-dependent DNA helicase PIF1
Exons: 3
Coding region: 111-2042 (643 amino acids)
Biological process (GO): DNA repair; telomere maintenance
Molecular function (GO): ATP hydrolysis activity; DNA helicase activity
Source: RefSeq, a predicted model, not a curated record